Mya arenaria is the source of this 2933-nucleotide messenger RNA. Its product is annotated as dolichyl-diphosphooligosaccharide--protein glycosyltransferase subunit 2-like. Bases 124 to 2031 code for a protein of 635 amino acids. Gene Ontology annotation, cellular component: membrane; oligosaccharyltransferase complex. The record is from RefSeq and is a predicted model, not a curated record. The transcript has 17 exons. Gene Ontology annotation, biological process: protein N-linked glycosylation. Lineage: Eukaryota; Metazoa; Mollusca; Bivalvia; Myida; Myidae.
AUUAAGAAAAUUUAAAACCUAUAAUAUAUUAUUUUGUAAAUAAUUAAUUCGAGUCACUUUUGCAGAUUUCAUAGUGUAUAUUUUUCUAAAGUUCCGUAUGUGAACCGGAAGUGACCUGUAAAAAUGGCGAAGGGAACAUCAAUUCUGUACUUGUUCGCAGUAGCGGUUGUCGGACAGGCUUUGACACCAUCCACUUUUCUGACAACUGUGGACAGAGAUCGUCUGCGAUCAGUGUUUGAAGCAGCACAACCGUUCACAGAUGCCGCAAAUGCACAUUAUUCUAUACUUGGUCUUAAGCUGCUCGGAGCAACAAUUGCAAAGGAGCAGGAGGUGUGUAAAAGUGUAACAUCCAGUGUUGACACCAACAGUGUGGCUUCCUGGUUCCACGCUUCAACAGCAGCAAAAGCGCUGAGUAACUGUAAGCUGGCACCUGGCAGUGCCCAGAAACUGCUUGGGGAUGCUAUCUCUCAGGAUUCCAGCGUUGCUGAUAUCUACUUCUCAUUCUUUGCCCUUAAAAAUUUGGGACUGACUGUUGAUAAUGGCAAAGUUACAGCAGCUUUGACUGAAGCCUUGAAGAAAGAUGACAGCCCCAUGAGCCAUGGCUUUGCCUUCAACAUUGUGUCAGAGAUAGGAGGGGCUGAUGUGAACAGAUACUUUGACCUGAUAGAAGACAUUGUAGCUCAAGCCGAUGAAGUGGAUGAUAAAUAUCUUCAGUACGAAGGUGGUUUAUUCGUGACAGCUUCAGUGGUAGAAGGGGCCUACAAAUUAUCUGCCAAGGCCAACAAGGCUCCGGUUAUUUCUCAGGAUAAAGUGUUGAAGUUUGCCAACUAUUUGCUGAGCCGUAAACAUGUCCACCAACUGAAGUCCGCCUACAAACUCCUGGCAGCUGUCUCCAUCCUUACCACUAACAAGUACCAUAUUCCUGUAGCUGUAACCUUGGCGAGCCCCGUGUCUGUCAGCCAGUCGAAACCAACAGUCCAGGUUCGUGUUUCAAACAUCAUGGGUGGUAGCUUGGGCAAGAUGACAGUGACCGCAGACAGUGCCAAAAACCUUGGAGACCAGUCUGUCGUCAUCAGCAAGAAACCAUUUAAGGCUACUUCUGAUGAUGCCUUGUUUGAGAUGGACUUUAUGGCUAACAAGCCAUCCAGUGGCUUCUACAACGUUGCUAUCAGUGUUGCCCCAGCCAAGGCUGACUCACGGUUGCUGGGGGUGACUGGUGCAUCGGUAACUGUCAAGGUCACAACCCAGGUCUCCCUGGAGAAUGUGGAAAUCGGUGUGGCAGACAGGGACCAGGUGGUGGCACCUAAACCUACACGGGUUCAACACCCAGGCCGUGUUGGCGCAGCCCUGGAGGCUGACUUCCACCAGAAGGUGAUCAUGAAGUUCUUGCUGAAGGACAAGAUGUCGGGCUCAGCUUUUCCCGCACACCAGACAUUUGUGAGACUCACUAACGCCGAGUCUAAGCAGGAGAUCAUUUUUGUGGCGGAGGCAGAUAAUUCCAACAACUACAAGUUUGAUCUGAAUGUAGGAAGCAGUGCCAAGGAUUUCGGCUACAAGUCUGGGAAGUACAGUCUGGAGCUGGUGAUUGGAGAUGCUGUUAUUGAGAACCCCAUCGCAUGGAACCUUGCCGAUCUUCAACUGACCUUCCCAGCAGCCCCGGGCAAAGCCGAGAAACAAGACCAGUAUGCUAAGAAACCGGAAAUCAAGCAUCUGUUCCGUGAACCAGAGAAGCGGCCAUCCCAGACGGUCUCCAUGGCGUUCACCCUGUUGGUCCUGGUACCAUUUGCGGUCCUCUUCCUCUGCUGGAUGAAGGUUGGUGUGAACAUCUCCAACUUCCCAUUCUCCGUCAGUGCUAUCGGAUUCCAUGUCUGUCUUGCAGCCGUGUUUGGUCUGUACUACUGCUACUGGACUCACCUGAACAUGUUCCAGACGUUACGCUACCUUGGGUUGCUGGGCGUUCCCACCUUUAUAUUUGGAAACAGAAUGCUUAGUGCUAUAGCUGCAAGAAGGAAGGGUGAAAAGUCGUCAUAGAGCUCAAGAGGUUCAGCGAAGUAUGAAUGGGUCCAACAGUGUGUGAGAGAGAUGCGUGUUUCCUUGAUCAUAACACACAUCUAGAUAACUUAUUUACACUGUUCUUUUUCUGGAUACCACCAUUUUUACACUACAUAUUUCUUAUUUUGGCAUGUAAAUUCUGCUCUUGAUUAAAAAAAAAAUAAAAAAAUUAUCAUCCAGAAUUUUGGUGUAAAAUCUUACAAAAUACGACAUAUGCGUUAAGGUCAGUUAAACUAUGUAUAAAUAAUUAAGAUUGUUAGAUUUAUUAUAUUAAUAUAUUUUACAACAUUUUAAUUUUCAAUAUACCAAAGAUUCCUUACUUUCAAAGGUAUGAACUUGGUACAUGUGUAGAUAGUUGUGAAUAAAGCAGUGAAAAUGUUCAUCAGGUAGAAGCAGAAACACGGAUUGUUCAAAAUAACAUAGGCGGGAAAUAGGUUAUUUACCUGGGAUCUAAAGACUGAUGAUUUCCAAUAUAACAACCGAGCCAUUUCUGUAUUUUUGUCUUUAAUUUCUCCUUAAGUUUAAUAUACUUUUAAGUCAAAAUUUGUAACUGACCCAUUGUUAAAAUUUUCCUUCAACUAUAAGAAAAUGUUUAAGACCAUUUUAAACAAGCCUCCAGUUAAAAUAUAUGCGAUUGUAAAAAUAAUAGAUGUGUUUCUGUUUAAAAAAAAGUUGUUAGAAAGUGUGUUACAUUAUUUAUCGUGCUUUUGUCGUGUCCUUUCAACUAGGAUUUUAAAAUGAUUCCAUGUGAAUUCCAUGUGCAUAUCUGAAUUGAUGUAUUUAUGCAAUAUCAUGUUUUGUGUUUAACUGAGAAAAAAUCAUGUUGGGUGAAUAUUGAAUUAGUUUAUAUAUUACAAUUAAAUUUAAAUUACUUGUCUUAA